AUCGAAACUUAAAUAAUGUGUGGAAACAGAAACAUUACUUUUCUUAGCAUCUAUUAUCCCAUACAUAUUUUCUUUUCGUUUAGCGUUUGUCGAUGUAAGAUUGUUAUCUUUAGUAGGCCCUCAGGUUUUUGUGUGAUCGUUCGCACUAACACGGUAAGCUUUAUUCUAUCUUGUCUUUUAUGUCGUAUAUAUGUUAAAUGUUAUAAGAUUAUCUGCGGAAUAUAUUUUAAUCUGUGUACUUUUUCUUUUUCCUCGCUGUCGCCGCGGUGCAGGCCCGCUCCCAGGCAAGAGAGUAGACCGUCGAUCGCUGGCGAGGGAGGCGGAGAUGUCGAAUUCAUCAAGCGUCAAGACCAGAAGCGGUCAGACUUGGACGAACAGCUGAAGGACUACAUCAACGAAUGGCGCAAACAGAGGGCCAAGGAGGAGGACGAGCUCAAGCGCCUCAAGGAGAAGCAGGCCAAGCGCAAGGUAUCCCGCGCUGAAGAAGAAAAGCGCCUCGCCCAGAAGAAGAAGGAGGACGAGGAGAGGCGCGUGCGCGAGCUGGAGGAGAAGAAACAGCGCGACAUCGAGGAGAAGAGGCAGCGGCUCGAGGAGGCCGAGAAGAAGCGCCAGGCCAUGCUGCAGGCCAUGAAGGACUCCAACAAGACCGGACCCAACUUCACCAUCCAGAAGAAGAGUGAUAACUUCGGCCUUUCCAACGCUCAACUCGAGCGCAACAAGACCAAGGAGCAGCUCGAGGAGGAGAAGAGGAUUUCCCUGUCCAUCCGCAUCAAGCCGCUGAACAUCGACAACCUGUCCACGGAGAAGCUGCGCGUCAAGGCCCAGGAGCUGUGGGACUGCAUCGUCAAGCUCGAGACCGAGAAGUACGAUCUCGAGGAGAGACAGAAGAGGCAGGACUACGACUUAAAAGAGCUCAAAGAAAGACAAAAGCAGCAGCUCAGACACAAGGCCUUAAAGAAGGGUCUCGACCCCGAAGCCCUCACAGGCAAGCACCCCCCCAAGAUCCAGGUCGCGUCGAAAUACGAGCGGCGCGUGGACACACGGUCAUACGACGACAAAAAGAAACUCUUCGAGGGUGACCUAGAGAAACUGAACAAGGACUUCCUGGAGAAGGUGUGGUCUGAGAAGGCCGAGCAGUUCGGAGGCCGACAAAAGGCGCGACUGCCCAAAUGGUUCGGCGAGCGACCAGGCAAGAAGAAGGGCGACACCGACACCCCCGAGGGCGAGGAGGACAUCAAGGCCGAGCCCGAGGAGGAGGAGGAGCCCGCGUACGAGCCCGAGGAGGAGGCCGUCGAGGAGGAGGAGGAGGAGGAGGAAGAAGAGGAGGAGGAGGAGGAAGAGGAGGAAGAAGAGGAAGAGGAAUAAGUGAGUAGCAUUAAUCGCCGGGCAGAAACCAACGGAUCAAGUCGCUUGGCAUGUAACGCCAUUAAUUUAUUAUUAUAAAUUAUUUUUAUUAUUUAUACCUACUGUUGCACUCUCACGGAACGAGGACAUUUUAUACAUUUACACUGCGUCGUAACAGCUCUGACGUCACAAUAAACUAAUUUAUUCAUAAGG
Cydia fagiglandana is the source of this 1557-nucleotide messenger RNA. It is a transcript of the gene TpnT, whose product is annotated as troponin T, skeletal muscle. Gene Ontology annotation, biological process: regulation of muscle contraction; sarcomere organization; muscle contraction. The transcript is spliced from 11 exons. NCBI's taxonomy places the organism in Eukaryota, Metazoa, Arthropoda, Insecta, Lepidoptera, Tortricidae. The record is from RefSeq and is a predicted model, not a curated record. Gene Ontology annotation, molecular function: tropomyosin binding. Bases 16 to 1365 code for a protein of 449 amino acids. Gene Ontology annotation, cellular component: troponin complex.